GGAUAACCUACGCUGGCUCUGACUAGAAGCAUAAGUAGCAACGCCCACAGGGCCAAAGCAAGACAAGUCAGACCUUGUAGACUACAGCCACCAUUCUUUUCAAAACGGCGUCCUAUCUCGAACUUCGACUGAUUUCGAUUUAAAGAAGAUGCCUGUCCCCCACUACGGCGUCUGGGCUGCUAAACCCACUAGGUAUACUGUUGAUGGACCGUACGAUCCCACUCCACACAUCCAGCUCUUCUUUACCGAUGACUCCUCCAGUGAGCGGAGGGCUGCAAUCAAUAUCAAGUCUAAUGGUGCAGAGUCUCGCCUCGUAUUUUGGUCUUCUGACAACUUCACCCAUUCCAUCAAGGACAGCCUCUCGAACCUGGACCCUGGCUUUUAUCUAAUCCAGGAUUUCCACCAUUAUCGUUACAGACACCAUCGUUCAGAAGACCCUGAUAUACACGGUAUUGACCUUUAUCGCAUGAACAGCCUUCUGGAUUUCAAGUCUGCACUGGUCUUGCCGGACGAUAUCCCGGGCCGUGACAAUGAUAUCCUGGACAAGAUGAGGCCCAUUCUUGAUAAUGCUAUCGACAACUCCGCAACUAUUUAUAUUUUUGGUUCGUCAUUUGGAUCUGGAAUCCAUAAUGUUCAUAUGAACCAGGGCAGUCUUCCUCGGUUUGAUAACGGUGUCUACUCAGAUGGAGCUCUGCUGUUCCAGUUCAACGACGGACACUGGGAAGCAGUAUUUCUGGCCUUUGCUUCACAGAGGCUCCCGACUGACGAUAGAGGACUGGCAGGGCCGCGCAGCAAGACCGUACUGAAAAUGCUUCAGCAGGGUAGCCGACUAUAGUUGAUAUCUUAGGGCUCUUGGUAAGAAGUAUUGGAUUAGUUAAUCUCUUUCCUGUGAACGUCGCUAAAUUGCUGUAACUCAUUUUCUCAUGUCAUGCUCCGACGGAGCCGUGGAGAAGGCCGCGCUUGCGUCUCCUUGGCACUCAAGUAGUUGUAUUAGUUUAAAACAGGAAUAUUGCCUUGACUGCG
Messenger RNA from Aspergillus caelatus, 1023 nucleotides. Its product is annotated as YukJ family protein. The coding region runs from base 149 to 835 and encodes 228 amino acids. The transcript has a single exon. The record is from RefSeq and is a predicted model, not a curated record. Lineage: Eukaryota; Fungi; Ascomycota; Eurotiomycetes; Eurotiales; Aspergillaceae.